AUGAACCAGAAGUGUAUCCUCGUUCUUGGAGCGACUGGUGCUCAAGGCCUAGCCGUUGUCGACGCUCUGCUUGCUCCUGCCCCCGAUGAAUCUUCCUCUCCGUACAAAAUCAGAGCCCUCACCCGCGAUCCGUCCAGCAAACGUGCACAAGACCUAAAGUCAAAGGGUGUCGAACUCGUAUUAGUCGAGACCGCCAUGCGUGGCGUCUAUGGUGCAUGGGUCAACGUCGAUGGGUUCACGGUCGGAGAGCAGAAGGAGAUGUGGUCGGGCAUGAGAAUUUUCGAGCUAGCGAAGAAGGCUGGUGUACGGCAUUAUGUAUGGAGUAGUUUGGACUAUGCCUUCAAGAAAGGAGGCUAUGACGAGAGAUAUCGUUGCGAGCAUUACGAUGCCAAAGGACGAGUGGCCGAGUGGAUGAAGGCGCAGCCAUCGAUCGUGAGCGACAACAGCAUGUCCUGGUCUGUCGUCACCACCGGUCCAUACAUGGACAUGCUCAAGCUGUACAUGUUCGGUCCGCUCAACAAGCGGAAAGACGGCACUUUCGUGUUCGCCUCCCCUAUCGGUAACGGUCACGUCCCAAUGAUCGCCCUCCCUGACCUCGGCUACUUCGCCCGCUACACCUUCGAUCAUCGCCAGGAGACGAGCGGGAAGGAUCUCGAGGUUGCGAGUGAGAUGGUACAGUGGUCCGAGCUGGUGAAGACGUUCCAAAAGGUAACUGGGAAUAAGGCGGAAUACAAGCCCGUUUCGUUGGACGAGUGGUUCGAAUUCUUCGUCGACUCGAAUCGACCUGUGGCGUCCGAUAAUAAGCUCGGAGAUGGGUCCACGACGUGGAAGAAGAACUUCUCUGGGUGGUGGGGCAUGUUCAGAGACGAUGUGGCCCAGCGUGACAUGUCGUGGAUCCGCAGUGUCAAUCCUAACGGGUAUACUGUCGAAAGAUGGAUGAAGGAGAACAAAUAUGAUGGACAAUUGAACAGACGUUUGCUGAAAAUCGUGGAGGAUGAUAAGGCGGUGCACGUGAACCCGGCGAGGAUCGCUAAAUUGUAG
Molecule: messenger RNA, 1041 nt
Organism: Stereum hirsutum FP-91666 SS1
Lineage: Eukaryota; Fungi; Basidiomycota; Agaricomycetes; Russulales; Stereaceae
Product: NAD-P-binding protein
Exons: 7
Coding region: 1-1041 (346 amino acids)
Source: RefSeq, a predicted model, not a curated record